Molecule: messenger RNA, 22126 nt
Organism: Coregonus sp. 'balchen'
Lineage: Eukaryota; Metazoa; Chordata; Actinopteri; Salmoniformes; Salmonidae
Source: the annotation of a GenBank genome assembly
AUGCCUCUGUGCAUGGUGAUCUCCUGGGUCUACUCUGUAGCCAUGAUGAUCCAACACAUUGUGGCUGAGAAGGAGCACCGGCUCAAAGAGGUGAGACUGCCUGCAGCUACACUAGGGUCUCCGUGUGUGUCCCAAAUGGCAACUCCUUUAUAGUGCACUACAUUUGACCAGACCUCUGGUCAAAAUUAGUACACUAUAUAGGGAAAAGGGUGCUAUUUAGGAUGCAUAUCCUAUUCAAUGUCUGUCUGUGACAUUGGUGCAGCAACACUAAAGCCAUCUACUCUCUGCCUUUGUUCGGCAUCCUAUAGCAGGAUGAUGUCGCUCAUGUUUGUUGCCUCUCUUCUGCCCCCUGCUGGAUAAAUAUUGAUUUCAAUUAAAUGUUUUGUAUGCAUUUACCUCUUAUGGAAAGUAACUUGUAUCCUCCCUGCCUGACCUGUAGGUGAUGAAGAUGAUGGGCCUGAACAACGCGGUCCACUGGGUGGCCUGGUUCAUCACUGGGUUUGUCCAGUUGUCCAUCUCAGUGACCGCCCUGACGGGCAUCCUGAAGUACGGCCGGGUGCUCCUUCACAGCGACAUCUUCAUCAUCUGGCUCUUCCUCUCCAUCUACGCCAUCGCCACCAUUAUGUUCUGGUAAUGACACUACUACCGCUCUGAUGUUAGUCUAGUAAAAAGCAUGAGUUGACACACAGCCAAAAUAGUAGGAGAAGUGCAGACUAACAGACUAUUAUACUAUAAAGAACAAUUGUAAAUUUAACAAUUGAAUGAUUGGGAGCAUAUCUGCAACUUUCAACUUUUUCUAUGUCCCAGAUAGAAGUUGCCAUGGCCUUAGGCGCAGAUAUAGGAUCAGCUUACCUUCAUGAAAUUCUAACCAUUAUUGGGGAAAAAUGUGAAACUCAUUAUGGACCAGUGUCUAGGGGCAACUGAAACUUAGACUGGUCUCUCUCUCUCUCUCUCUCUCUCUCUCUCUCUCUCUCUCUCUCUCUCUCUCUCUCUCUCUCUCUCUCUCUGUUAUUGCUAUCCUCACUGAAAGCAGUGAUAUCAGAGCAGCAGUGAUGUCACACACAUUCAGGGUGUUAGCGAUUUAUCUAAUGAAUCACUCACUAUGAGUCACUAUGAUAUUUAACGGCUGAUUUGAUAAAAGUGGUUUCACUCAGUUUCACUUCAUGUCAAUGUUCGAUGAGGAAGAAAUUGCUAUCUCCUUAAUGUAUCAGACAGACAGUGACUCAGCUCCUUUGCAAGACGUCCUAAGGGAACGUGUCUGGUCGGUAAAUGCUAACAAAUAGGAACACUCUCUACCUAACUUUUCAACCAAGGUGCAUGGAUUGAGGAGCAAACUAAAAUGAAGAGGAAAUUCAGCACCUGUGAAUGCUUAACCUCAUCUCCAGGCUAUUGCCCAUUGGGCGAAAGUGUCUAGAAACAAGAUUAGUAAAUGCUUACAGUAUCUGUCUGUGUCCUGUCUGUGUAUGUCAGUUUCCUGGUGUCAGUGAUCUACUCCAAGGCCAAGCUGGCGUCAGCGUGUGGCGGGAUAAUCUACUUCCUCAGCUAUGUCCCAUACAUGUACGUGGCCAUCAGGGAGGAGGUGGCCCAUGACAAGAUCACUGCCUUCGAGAAGUGCAUCGCUGUAAGAUCUGGACUUUGUUCUCCUCCCUGACUCUCUCCCUCUCUGCUUUAUUCAUGACAUGGUAUUUUUUGGUCGUCACAUACUGUGCCCAUGUCUAGACUGUCUGGAUAUAUUUAAUGAGAGAAACAUCACCCCAGGCUCAUUGCUAGAUUUAGUUAUUUGUCUCUUUCACUGCGUCAAAUUGGCUUUUUCUGAGUGUCAAAGGUGUAUCAAAAUGUCCUUAAUCAUAACAAUUUCAAGCAAAGUAGUUGAAAGUCAGGAUGAAACAAAACUUCAAGAGGCGUGAAUUGCAAUAUUCUCUGACACAACCAAUCUGAAUCAGUCAGCUCUUGAAAGACAUUGAUCUUCAUACAUGUCAAUAGCUUUUAACACGUCCAUUGUCCUUAUUCCCAUUUUCUCCUCUCUCCAGUCUCUAAUGUCGACCACAGCGUUCGGCCUGGGCUCGAAGUACUUUGCCCUGUAUGAGGUGGCUGGGGUUGGCAUCCAGUGGCGCACCAUCAACCAGUCACCUGUAGAGGGCGAUGACUUCAACCUUGGCCUGUCCAUGAUGAUGCUCAUCAUCGAUGCUAGUGUGUAUGGAGUACUCACCUGGUACAUAGAGGCUGUACAUCCAGGUAAACAGUCAGCAUCCAAUUUGGAUUUCCAUUUUUCAAGUCUUUGGCUGCUAACUAAAAUCCCUCCCUUUUGUGUCCCUAUUUUGUAACUGACUGUCUGAAUAUGUUUUGGAAGCAAUUGGGCUGAAUCCCAAAUGGUUUUUUUCACCCAUCCUCUAGGGAUGUAUGGGCUGCCUCGGCCAUGGUACUUCCCCCUGCAGAAGUCCUAUUGGCUGGGCAGUGGGCGUGUGGAGACGUGGGAGUGGCCCUGGGGGGGAGGGGCCAGGCUGAGUGUCAUGGAGGAGGACCAGGCGUGUGCCAUGGAACACCGGCGAUCUGGUAGGGCCAAGCCUGACCUUGGACUUGGUUAGUGGAUAGUUAGUAGAAACAUUGUUGAUAGGUAGUUGAACAUCUUCUCAACAUCUAUAAAGCAUUGACUUGGGACUAUCCAAAUAAAGUGUUACCAAAAAGUCUAAUCUCAAAAUAAGGUUCUUCUCUGGUUCUGUAAUAGACAGCAUCUUUAUCCUCCCCUCUCUCUCUCUCCCUCUCUCUCCCUCCAGAGGAGAUCCGUGGUAUUGAAGAGGAGCCCUGCCACCUGCCUCUGGUGGUUUGUAUAGACAAGCUGACCAAGGUCUACAAGACGGGCAAUAAGCUGGCCCUCAACAAGCUGAGCCUCAACCUCCACGAGAACCAGGUGGUGUCCUUCCUGGGACACAACGGUGCCGGCAAGACCACCACCAUGUGAGAGAGAAAAAUGUGUGUGUGCCCACGUGUGUGUCAGAGGGUCCCCAGUUGUUUGUGUUAUGUUUACGUGUGGAUUUACAGAGAGACCCAGAGAGAUGUGUGUUGUAUGUUUUGGUAAGACUUUGUUUGAAGGGCUAUUCAUCAUCUGCUGAUAAACCAUAUUGUAGAUGAACUAUUUGUAAACAAUUGUCAUGUAAUGAUAAUUUAUAAACAAGCCAUACAUAAUGUUGGCUAUAACAUCACCAUAACGUUCCCGUAAUCUUUCCUUGACGUUCCCAUAUUAUUCCCUUAACAUUCCCAUAACAUCACCAUAAUGUCCACAAAAUGGCCUUCAAAUACAGUAUAACCUAUGUUUUACGUGUCCACUAACUAACCCUAGCACUAACUACCAUUGGUUCUCCACUACGAUCCCCAGGUCUAUUCUGACAGGUCUGUUCCCGCCCACCUCUGGCUCAGCCACCAUCUACGGCCAUGACAUCCGUACUGACAUGGAGCGUAUCAGGCAGAACCUGGGCAUGUGUCCACAGCACAACGUGCUCUUUGACAAGCUCAGCGUGGAGGAGCACCUGUGGUUCUACUCUAAACUCAAAGGCAUGGCCGAGGAAGACAUCCGCAAGGAGAUGGACAAGUACGUCACAUCCCAUGUUGAUGGUUUAACCAAAUCAAAGACCCUAAGGUGGUAACUAAUCUAUCAACAUGGCAUUAGAUUAGGAUCUCACCUCUUCAAAUUGAAGGGUGUAGAUAGUAUAUAUGUACAGUUGACAGCAAUGGAAGGAUAUGUAUAGUUUUGAAACAAAUGAUACCCAUCCACAGCCCAAAAGAAUUGAAAUGACCAUGAGUUGUGUGUAUGUUGUCAGGAUGAUAGACGAUCUAGAGUUGAAUAAUAAGCGUCACAGCCUGGUGCAGACCCUGUCUGGGGGGAUGAAGAGGAAGCUGUCCGUGGCCAUAGCGUUUGUGGGCGGCUCCCGGGCCGUCAUCCUGGAUGAGCCCACGGCGGGGGUGGACCCCUAUGCACGCAGAGCCAUCUGGGACCUCAUCCUCAAGUACAAACAGGGUGAGACAUGAUGCGUCAAACUCACACUCACAACAGGUGAGACAUAAUAAUAUAAUAUGCCAUUUAGCAGACACUUUUAUCCAAAGCGACUUACAGUCAUGUGUGCAUACAUUUUUACAUAUGGGUGGUCCCGGGGAUCGAACCCACUACCCUGGCAUUACAAGCGCCAUGCUCUACCAAUUGAGCUACAGAGGACCACGGUUGACAUGGGUCAACCACACUAAGGUUGCGUCUCAAAUGGCACCCUAUUCCCUAUACAGUGCACUGGUUUUGACCAGUGUCACCCUGUUCCCUAUACAGUGCACUGACACUUACAAAACACAUAUUGAUGUAUAUUAAAAUACAAUUGUGUUUCUAGGUCGCACCAUUCUGUUGUCCACCCACCACAUGCAUUGACACGUGACAAAACAUUAGGAACACCAGCUCUUUCCAUGACAGGUGAAAGCUAUAAUACCUUAUUGAUGUCACUUGUGAAAUCCACUUGAAGCAGUGUAGAUGAAGGGGAGGAGACAGGUUAAAGAAGGAUUUUUAUGCCUGGAGACAAUUGAGACAUACUGUAGAUUGUGUAUGUGUGCCAUUCAGAGGGUGAAUGGGCAAGACAAUAGAUUGAAGUGCCUUUGGACAUCCAGCCAACUUGACACAACUGUGGAAGCAUUGGAGUCUACAUGGGCCAGCAUCCCUGUGGAACGCUUUCGACACCUUGUAUAGUACAUGCCCGACGAAUUGAGGCUGUUCUGAGGGCAACACCUUCAAUAUUAGGAAGGUGUUCCUAAUGUUUUGUACACUCAGUUUAUAUUGAAAGAGAAACAUUUCAACUGUGUUUCUAGGUCGCACCAUCCUGCUGUCCACCCACCACAUGGAUGAGGCUGACCUGUUAGGAGACCGCAUAGCCAUCAUCUCCCAUGGAAAACUCAAGUGCUGUGGCUCCCCACUCUUUCUCAAGAGCACAUACGGAGACGGCUACAAACUCACCCUGGUUAAGAAACAGAGUGAGAGCGGAGGUGAGGCUUUCCCCAUAUAUGUUUAUAUGUGUGCUUCUCUUUUUCAUUUUGUCACUAGCUGUCUCAGUCUAUUAUCAAUCACAGCCUUCCUCUGUCCCUCACUUUUAGAAUAUGAUGGAUUUGUUCUCUAUCAGUGGAGGCUGCUGAGGGGAGGACGGCUCAUAAUAAUGGCCGGAAUGGAGUGAAUGCAAUCAAACACAUUGAAACCAUGUGUCUGAUGUAUUUGAUACCAUUAAACUGAUUCCGCUCCAGCCAUUACCACAAGCCUGUCCUCCCCAAUUAAGGUGCCAUCAACCUCCUGUGUUCUCUAUAAUAUCCUUUACUUUCUCUUUCAAAGUCUUUGAACAUGUACAGCUAGUAUUUUGCCUCUGAAAAGUCUCUUUGUCCUCUACUUUUCCCGCUGCCCCACUCUCUGCUCACACCUUGUCCUCCUUUCCCUCCCUCCAUCCAUCAUGCUGUGUGUUUGUGCUUCCAGACCAGGUCACCCAGCCCCAGCCUCCCUCCACCCUGUCCCCUUCCUCCUCCUCCCUGUCCCCUUCCUCCUCCUCCCUGUCCCCCUCCUCAUCCUCCCUGUCCCCCUCCACCUCCUCCUCCCUGUCUCCCUGCUCGGAGGCCCGGGUUACCCAGUUCAUUCGUCAGUUUGUGGGGUCCUGUCUGCUGCUGUCUGACUCCAACACUGAGCUAUCCUACGUGCUGCCCUCUGAGGCUGUCAAGAAGGGCUGCUUCGAGAGGCUAUUCCAGGUACACACUCAGACAGACACAGACCUAGAGAUGAAGGUACACACACUCAGACAGACAUACAGACAAAGACCUAGAGACUCUUUCAGGUACUCACUUAGACAGACAGACUCAGACUGUAUCCCAAAUUGCACCCUAUUCCCUUUAUAGUGCACUACUUUUGACCAGAGCCCAUAUUUCCUAUUCCCAGGCAUUGGAGCAGAAUCUGGCCAUCUUGGCUCUGACCAGCUUCGGGGUGAUGGACACCACUCUGGAGGAGGUCUUCCUCAAGGUGUCUGAGGAGGACCAGUCCCUGGAGAACAGUGAUGCCGGUGAGACCAAAGAAAUAUGCCUUUACUUCUAUGGGUACACUCAAAAUGGCUGCCAGUCCACCAAUUUUUGCUUAAUUUACUUGAAUAGGGAUGUCCAUUCUAGUGAUUAUAUUUUUGUGUGUGGGACCAAAGCCCAGUGUGUCUGUCUGCGGCUACACAGAUCAAUAAAGUUAUUUUAGGAGGGCUUCAUUACAUUAAUAAUGAUACACAUCAUGAAUUUCAUUUCUGCUGAGUCUGCAAACAGUGUUUGCGUUGCCAGAUAGCUAAAUGCUGAUAUAGACUUUUCACAAGUUAUCUAUUUAGUGUUGGUGUUGCAUAUCUCUUUAAAUGUUAAUCAUGAUCUCUUAAAUUCUCUCUCCUCCCAGACAUGAAGGAUUCCCCAGGCGGUAUCUCAGUGGGGAAACCUGCUGAUGCCAUGGGUCUGCGGUGCUCUGGAAAGCCACAGGUAGGGAUUAGUUCAACUCAUGCCUUUCAGAAUUGAUUAUUAGUUGAUGAUUGUAGUCCCCUGUAGCUCAGUUGGUAGAGCAUGGCACUUGCAACGCCAGGGUUGUGGGUUCGUUUCCCACGGGGGGCCAGUAUGAAAAUGUAUGCACUCAUUAACUGUAAGUCACUCUGGAUAAGAGCGUCUGCUAAAAUGACAAAUAAUAAUAAAACAAUAUCAUUUAUUUAAACAAAUUAAACUUUCUAGUAAUGCUAAUUUUCUAAUUGAUAGAGACACCCUUGGUUGACUAAUUAAUGAAUCGAUUAAUCUAACUUACCCAUCUCUCAUCCCUGCGAUAGACUUGCGUCCUGUCCAGGGGGUGUACUUCUACAUCAAGCUGCCUCACGCUAACAUGAGAUGGGCUACUGCUAGGCCGUUCUAGAUCAGACAAGGCUUACUCAUUUUACUUGCUUUAUCCCUAUCCGCAGGGUGAUGGGGUUCCGGGGCAGGGGGCUACUGCGGGGGGAAGCAGCAGUGUGGAGAGGCCAGAGGUAGAGCUCUCUAGCCUGGUGAUGUGCUCCAGGCUCAGCCAGAGCCAAUCCUCCCUGCGCUCCUCCUCCUCCCUGGGGUCCGUACGGGGGAAUGAGGAAGGGCUCUACGCAGACUUCUACGGAGACUACUGCCGCCUCUUCGACAAUGGACAGGACCCUCACUCUACCAGCCUGAGGGGUAAGAGUCCCACUGUUGGAUGAGGAGACUGAUGGACUUCGAGAGGGUGUUACUCAGUGAAUACCUUUUUUUAUCUUCGUUAUAUUUAACCAGGGGGCAAUGAGCUAUAGUAUGGUUGGAUGAGCUUAUGAGAGUUAUUUUACUCUGUGUGAGGUGUUUUUAGGCUUUGCUAAUGUCUCUCUUUGUCUCUCUCCAUCUCUCUCUACCUCCAGCGGAUGCGGAGGAAGCCUCCCCUGAGCCUGUGGUCCUGGAGGGGCAGGGCAGCUUCAAGCUGGAGGGCUGGUGGCUGAAGCUACGCCAGUUCCACGGCCUGAUCGUCAAGAGAUUCCACUGCGCCAAGAGGAACACCAAGGGCCUCUUCUCUCAGAUCCUGCUGCCCGCAUUCUUCGUCUGCGUGGCCAUGACUGUCGCACUGUCUGUGCCUUCCAUCGGUGAGGACAACUACAAGUGACAUUACAUUUGGACAUUUUAGUCAUUUAGCAGGCACUCUUAUCCAGAGUGUAGUCAACUAAGUUUAGUAGGAGAAAACAACCAUAUAUCACAGUUAUUGCAUGUAGACUCUUCUUCGAAAUAGCCACUAUGAGCAGAAUCAGUGGCAGGAAGAAGAAGAAAAGUGCAGGUGUGAGUGCACGAAAGACAAGUACCGUUUGUUUCCCCUCCCAAGUUCAACUACAAAUGACUUUGCUGUUUGUCAGUGUUUGUAGGUCAUCGUUGUGUGAUGUCUUUCUUCUGUUCUUCAGGAGAUCUGCCACCACUGAUCCUGUCCCCAUCCCAGUACCACAACUACACCCAGCCCCGUGGCAACUUCAUCCCCUACGCCAACGAAGACCGCCCACAGUACAGGUCAGACAGACACUGGGAGUAGGAGACUGUAUGUCACUCAUGCUAACGUAUACACAAUGUAAAUGCAUUGUUUUACACAUCCCAAAUCGUAUCCUUCGUUCUGACAAGUAUUAUUAUUAGUUCAUUUGUGCAUCUUAUCUGAGUCUCAGUUAUCACCCAUCAUACACAAAAUCUACAGGCCAUGGAUGUUGUAAAGCUUCCGUCUGUAGCUUUAAAACAGCCUCCUGUUCUUCCUCUCCUCAGGAGUAAACUGUCCCCAGAUGCCAGCCCUCAGAAGAUCGCCAACACACUGCGUCUGCCAUCUGGCGUGGGUGCCACCUGCGUCCUCAAAACGCCCUUCAACAGCACCCUGGACCAGCUGGCACAGACGCUCAACCCCAGCGCCAACAACAGCAAGACCCUGGCCGCCCGCUACUUUGACUCCAUGUGUCUGGACUCCUUCACCCAGGGAGUGCCCCUGUCCAACUUCGUACCCCCUCCCCCCUCGCCAGCCCCCUCCGACGACCCUGACACUCGCUUUGACGAUGGGCUGUGGAACUUCACUGCCACCACUCCUACCACUGUCAGGGGUAAGUCUUUGCGCCCCUCCCACCACUGUGCUCAAUUCUCAGGUGGUAAAAACUAUCUAAAAGGUUAUUUUUUAUACUUUGUAUGUAGGCUAAUACUUUAUCAAAUCAUACUGUAUUAUAGUACAUGUACACUCUGUCAUAUAAUAGCAUUAUAUCACAUUAUAUAAUUGUAUUUGAUAGCUACAGUGGAGUCCUGUGUCGGCCAUUCUGUCUCAGACAAGGCUUAUUUACCUACUCUACUUACUAGAGUCCUGUACAGUAGUCUCCCUAAACAUCCUGCCUCUGUCUGUGUGUCUGUCUUCAGAAACAGUGACUUCUCCCCCCACCCUGCCUCUGUCCAUCCGGGAGCCUGUUCGUUGUAUCUGCUCCAUGCAGGGUACGGGCUUCUCCUGCCCCAGCGGGGUGGGGGGGCGGCCGCCCCUCAUGAAGGUGGUCACCGGGGACAUUCUGGUAGACAUCACCGGGCGCAACGUGUCAGAGUAUCUCCUCUACACCUCCGACAGACUGCGCCUGCACAGGUAACAGACUAAUCGGGGUCGGGCAGCGACGCAUACACACACUUUCAAUAUCUUAUUUUCUCUCUCCCUCCCUCUCUCCUAGAUAUGGAGGACUCACAGUAGGCAACAUACAGAAAUCAGUCCCAGCAUCCUUUGGGAAAAAGACUCCGCCCAUGGUUCGCAAAAUAGCAGUGCGCAGAUCAGCUCAGGUGAGCAGAAGGGCAUUUUCUUGAAAGGGCGAGGGUGUAGUGCACUAUAUAGGGAAGAGGGUGCCAUUUGAGACGGAACUCUAGUGUCAGUUUGAUGGACAGGUUUAUUAUGACACUUAGCUAUUUGCGCUGCUGUGUCAUUGCCAGUGACAGAAUUGUCCCCUCCCAAUAGGUGCUGUUCAAUAAUAAAGGGUACCACAGCAUGCCAACCUAUCUCAACGUCCUCAACAAUGCCAUCCUGCGUGCCAACCUGCCUCCAGGCAAGGGCAACCCUGCUGCAUACGGUAAGAGAUGCUGUCCAUGGGGAGUGGGGACAUACCGGUAACUGCCAAAAUAAAGGAAACACUUGAGUAAAUGAGGGAUACAAAGUAUAUUGAAAGCAGGUGCUUCUACACAGGUGUGGUUCCUGAGGUAAUUAAGCAUGUUUAGGGUGAUGUAUGAGAAUGCCCAGUUGCCCAUUAUUCUGGCAACCAUGGCUAGAAGAGACCUCAGUGACUGUUAAAGAGGGCUCUCAAAGGAGCAUAGGGCUUUUUAAAGGUGUGUGUGUAUGUGUGUCCGUCACCUGAUCUCAACCCAGUUGAGAACUUAUGGAAGCUUCUGGAGCAUUUUCCACCACCAUCAACAAAACACCAAAUGACGGAAUUUCUCAUGGAAGAAUGGUGUUGCAUAGAGUUACAGACACUUUUUGAAUCAAUGCCAAGGCACAUUGAAGCUGUUCUGGCGGCUCGUUGUGGCCCAAGACACUUUAUGUCAGUGUUUCUUUUAUUUUGGCAGUUACCUAUACAUACUCAGAAGCCUGGUUCCAGAUCCGUUUUUUAUCUUGCCCACUCCAUUGCUGUCAAGGCAAUGACAAUGAGUGACAACACAUAUUAUCUAUAUACUGACAAGAUACUGGACUGACCACUCUAACAAUGGGAAUAAAUGAAGGCAGACGCGGGGAAAAUGUUUGCCAAUGAGAGGGCCAAUACAGGCACAACUCCGAUAUAAAAUCGUUUUUCUCAAAGUUGCCAGAAUGCCACUUAUAUCAAUACAUUCGUAAAAACCUAAACAUUACAAAACUUCUAUUAGAUCAAAUAACCAAAUUCGACCUCCAUACAAAAAAUCCCCACUUGGUCUGCUUCACGCUGUAUUUUCGCACGGACAGAUUUAGGGCGGAGUCAAGACUCUCACUUCACCUCUUCCUCUCAGGCGACAAGGAGUUGGCAUUAUAACACAAACAGGCUGGCACUCUGGCUGGGAUUAUUUGAAUUGGAUAGAUUGUUUAUGUGAAAAUGUAUUUUCAAAGUUCCUUGUAUUAGUAUCUGGGGAUCUUCUAUGGGGAUGUACAGUAUCUGUUCCCAUCUAAACCCUGUUGUUGAUGUGUGUUUGGUUCUGCAGGAAUCACACUGACCAACCACCCCAUGAACCGCACCAGUGCAAGCCUCUCUCUGGACUAUUUGUAAGAAUUUAUGCAUUGAGUUACUGUAUAUUAUACUGUAUGUGGCACAACAUUUCUGAAAAGUACCUGACAGUGUCUCAAAUGGCACGCUACUCCCUAUUGCACUAUAUAGGGGAUAGGGUGCCAUUUGGGAUGCAGACCCUGUCUUAGUAAGUUUUCUCUUGGUCCCUCCAGGCUCCAGGGCACUGAUGUGGUGAUAGCUAUCUUCAUUAUCGUGGCCAUGUCCUUUGUACCAGCCAGCUUUGUGGUCUUUCUGGUGGCAGAGAAGUCGACCAAGGCCAAACACCUGCAGUUUGUGUCUGGAUGUGACCCUGUCAUCUACUGGUUGGCUAACUAUAUAUGGGACAUGGUGAGGGGGGUUGAAGUGUGUUAUUGUGUGCGUUCUCCCUAUAGCCGUACUCUCUGAAACAAGUCCAACCAGGGCCUGUCUGUCUUCUGUCUGUUUGUACUGUUCAUCCACAGAGGGAACUAUGAAUAUUUGAGUGAUAUUGUCUAUUUCUGCCAGCCUAUCGAACUGAAACUCUGCUGUCUCUCUCUGCCUCUUAGUUGAACUACUUGGUGCCAGCCACGUGCUGUGUCCUUAUCCUGUUUGUCUUUGACCUUCCUGCGUAUACAUCCCCAACCAACUUCCCUGCGGUCCUGUCUCUUUUCCUCCUCUACGGGUGAGUGCACUUCACUGAAGACCCAUUAUGAGGGAUAUGCAGAAAAAUAGCUUUUGGAUUUAGGUAACUUGGGAAAAAAGCAUAUAUAUUGUUCCCUUGAUGACAUCAUUUAAGAACAGUAAUGCAUUAUUCAUAACUGUCUUUGACGAUAUCAAGAAACUGUAAUGAAUGUUUAAUGAUUAUGGCCUAUUAUCAUUCAUCCUUUCUUUCUUCUUUCUUAGGGAGGAGGGAUGGAGUGGGGGAGGUAGGGGGAGGGAGGAGUGGGGAUGGGUAGGGAGGGCGGGGAGUAGGGCAUGGAGUACGGGAGGGAGAGAGGAUAGCUCGCAUCGUGCGCGAGAGAUAGCUUCGUAUAUGCUCUAUCUCUAUCUCUCUCUCUCUCUUGCUAUAUCGUCUCUCUCUAUCUCUCUCUAUCUCUCUCUAACUCUCUCUCUCUCUCUCUCUCUCUCUCUCUCCCUCCCCCUUCAGGUGGUCUUCACUCCUAUCUAUCUGUACCCGCCUCCUUCUGUUUCGAGUGCCUAGGCCACGGGCCUAUGGUUCCCAUCGUCAUCAACCUUUCAGAGGCAUAACUGCCACAGUGGCCACCUUCCUGCUGCAGCUCUUUGAGCAUGACAAGGUGUGUUUCUUACUCUGCUGACAGUAUUGAUGUACUGACAUCUUUCCCCAAUGAUUUUCUGAAAUUCCAGUUGGAAGUUGCCGAAAAUCAGGAGGGAAGAAGCAGAAAUCCAGAAACUUCCAACCAGGAUUUCUGAAAAACCUAAGAAUUUUGGUGAAGAUUACCAGAAUUUUGCAACCCUAUAUUGAACAUUUCCUCACACCACUGUCUUUUGGUCUCUCCCUGCAGGAUCUGAAACUGGUGAACAGCUACCUAAAGUCCUGUUUCCUUAUCUUCCCAAAUUACAACCUGGGUCACGGCCUGAUGGAAAUGGCAUACAACGAAUACAUCAAUGAGUACUAUGCUAAAAUAGGUAUUGUUACAGUUCAAUUAUAUUUAAAGUUCUGUACAUUUAUAUUUGUCCUGUCCAGGGGGUGUACUCAAGCUGCCUCAUGCCACAGAAUCAGGAGAUAGGCUCCUGCCCUAUGGGCCAUAUUGGCUUGGAUAAGGCUUACUUACUUACUUAUUUGAAUCCUGCCCUCCUCCUGUUGAAUUUAAUCAAUCUAUUCAAUCUCUCUUAAAUAUUUCUCUCUCAGGUCAGUUUGACAAGAUCAAGUCUCCAUUUGAGUGGGACAUUGUGACUCGAGGGCUGGUAGCCAUGACAAUCGAGGGCUUUGUAGGAUUCUUCAUCACCAUCCUGUGCCAGUACAACUUCCUCAGGAAACCCUCGUGAGUGUGUCUGCUCAUGUGUGUAGGCGCAUGCAAAUGUGCUAUAUGUGCAAUGUGAAUGCGUUAGUGUGUGUGUGUGUGUUACACCAAUAUGAUCCACUGCAGUGCUCUAGUUCUGUGCAGCCCCUGAGUGUUUGUGUGUGUGGUGUGUGUGUGUACUGUAACAGGAGAGUACCAGUGAGCAGCCAGCCCAUAGAAGAUGAUGAUGUGGAUGUGGCCUGUGAGAGACGGAGAGUGCUGAGAGGAGAUGCUGACAACGACAUGCUGAAGAUUGACAACCUCACCAAGGUCAGACAGACACAGAGAACCCAAUGUGCUUUAUUUAGCUUCAGGACCAGAAUAGAUCAGUGUAUAGUAGGUUUAAUCAAUAUAGCAUUAAGGUCAACUGAGUAUCAAUAGACACUAAGGGUAAUGCGGAGCGAUUUGUGCUUUUGAGGUUGUUUCGGUUCGAUUAUUUUUUUUAAAGAUCACGGUUUUCGGUUUCUAUAUAUUUUUUAAACAUUAAAUGCACUUUACAUUAUGUGGGUUGAAUGCUAUAACAACACAGAAUAAAACAAUUAAUACAAGUCCCAUGAUGGUAGUGACUGCCCAUUACUGCUUAUCACUUAUUAACCAUAAUUUAUUCACAUUACUGUACUUUAAUAAAAUAUUUCAGUUGUUGUGUAUAUCACAUUUGUUUUAUUUGAUGACUUUAUUAUUUCAUUCCAAGUCAUCUUAUCUCUAUAGAGCUGCUGUCUGACAAAAUCCCUAUUUUAAUAGUUCUUCAAAGUAAAUAAAGCAUACUUUUAUGACUGCUGAACUAUCAAUCACUUAGAUCAGGGAUGGGCAAUAUAUAUACACUACCAGUCAAAAGUUUGGAGACACCUACUCAUUCCUGGGUUUUUCUUUAUUUUUACUAUUUUCUACAUUGUAGAAUAAUAGUGAAGACAUCAAAACUAUGAAAUAACACAUACAGUGGGGGAAAAAAGUAUUUAGUCAGCCACCAAUUGUGCAAGUUCUCCCACUUAAAAAGAUGAGAGAGGCCUGUAAUUUUCAUCAUAGGUACACGUCAACUAUGACAGACAAAUUGAGAAAAAAAUAUCCUGAAAAUCACAUUGUAGGAUUUUUUAUGAAUUUAUUUGCAAAUUAUGGUGGAAAAUAAGUAUUUGGUCACCUACAAACAAGCAAGAUUUCUGGCUCUCACAGACCUGUAACUUCUUCUUUAAGAGGCUCCUCUGUCCUCCACUCGUUACCUGUAUUAAUGGCACCUGUUUGAACUUGUUAUCAGUAUAAAAGACACCUGUCCACAACCUCAAACAGUCACACUCCAAACUCCACUAUGGCCAAGACCAUAGAGCUGUCAAAGGACACCAGAAACAAAAUUGUAGAGCUGCACCAGGCUGGGAAGACUGAAUCUGCAAUAGGUAAGCAGCUUGGUUUGAAGAAAUCAACUGUGGGAGCAAUUAUUAGGAAAAGGAAGACAUACAAGACCACUGAUAAUCUCCCUCGAUCUGGGGCUCCACGCAAGAUCUCACCCCGUGGGGUCAAAAUGAUCACAAGAACGGUGAGCAAAAAUCCCAGAACCACACGGGGGGACCUAGUGAAUGACCUGCAGAGAGCUGGGACCAAAGUAACAAAGCCUACCAUCAGUAACACACUACGCCGCCAGGGACUCAAAUCCUGCAGUGCCAGACGUGUCCCCCUGCUUAAGCCAGUACAUGUCCAGGCCCGUCUGAAGUUUGCUAGAGUGCAUUUGGAUGAUCCAGAAGAGGAUUGGGAGAAUGUCAUAUGGUCAGAUGAAACCAAAAUAUAACUUUUUGGUAAAAACUCAACUCGUCGUGUUUGGAGGACAAAGAAUGCUGAGUUGCAUCCAAAGAACACCAUACCUACUGUGAAGCAUGGGGGUGGAAACAUCAUGCUUUGGGGCUGUUUUUCUGCAAAGGGACGAGGACGACUGAUCCGUGUAAAGGAAAGAAUGAAUGGGGCCAUGUAUCGUGAGAUUUUGAGUGAAAACCUUCCAUCAGCAAGGGCAUUGAAUAUGAAACGUGGCUGGGUCUUUCAGCAUGACAAUGAUCCCAAACACACCGCCCGGGCAACGAAGGAGUGGCUUCGUAAGAAGCAUUUCAAGGUCCUGGAGUGGCCUAGCCAGUCUCCAGAUCUCAACCCCAUAGAAAAUCUUUGGAGGGAGUUGAAAGUCUGUGUUGCCCAGCGACAGCCCCAAAACAUCACUGCUCUAGAGGAGAUCUGCAUGGAGGAAUGGGCCAAAAUACCAGCAACAGUGUGUGAAAACCUUGUGAAGACUUACAGAAAACGUUUGAUCUGUGUCAUUGCCAACAAAGGGUAUAUAACAAAGUAUUAAGAAACUUUUGUUAUUGACCAAAUACUUAUUUUCCACCACAAUUUGCAAAUAAAUUCAUUAAAAAUCCUAGAAUGUGAUUUUCUGGAAUUUUUUUCUCAUUUUGUCUGUCAUAGUUGACGUGUACCUAUGAUGAAAAUUACAGGCCUCUCUCAUCUUUUUAAGUGGGAGAACUUGCACAAUUGGUGGCUGACUAAAUACUUUUUUUCCCCACUGUAUAGAAUCAUGUAGUAACCAAAGAAGUGUUAAACAAACAGAUUCUUCAAAUAGCCACCCUUUGCCUUGAUGACAGCUUUGCACACUCUUGGCAUUCUCUCAACCAGCUUCAUGAGGUAGUCACCUGGAAUGCAUUUCAAUUAACAGGUGUGCCUUCUUAAAAGUUAAUUUGUGGAAUUUAUUUCCUUCUUAAUGCGUUUGAGCCAAUCAGUUGUGUUGUGACAAGUGCAGUUGCAAAAACCAUCAAGCGCUAUGAUGAAACUGGCUCUCAUGAGGACCGCCACAGGAAAGUAAGACCCAGAGUUACCUCUGCUGCAGAGUGUAAGUUCAUUAGAGUUACCAGCCUCAGAAAAUGCAGCUCCAAUAAAUGCUUCACAGAGUUCAAGUAACAGACACAUCUCAAAAUCAACAGUUCAGAGGAGACUGCGUGAAUCAGGCCUUCAUGGUCGAAUUGCUGCAAAGAAAACACUACUAAAGGACACCAAUAAGAAGAAGAGACUUGCUUGAGCCAAGAAACACGAGCAAUGGACAUCAGACCGGUGGACAUCUGUCCUUUGGUCUGGAGUCCAAAUAGGAGAUUUUUGGUUCCAACAGCCGUGUCUUUGUGAGACGCGGUGUGGGUGAACGGAUGAUCUCCGCAUGUGUAUUUCCCACCGUAAAGCAUGGAGGAGGAGGUGUUAUGGUGUGGGGGUGCUUUGCUGGUGACACUGUCUGUGAUUUAUUUAGAAUUCAAGGCACACUUAACAAGCAUGGCUACCACAGCAUUCUGCAGCAAUAUUCCAUCCCAUCUGGUUUGGGCUUAGUGGGACUAUCAUUUGUUUUUCAACAGGACAAUGACACAACACACCUCCAGGUUGUGUAAGGGCUAUUUUAUCAAGAAGAAGAGUGAUGGAGUACUGCAUCAGAUGACCUGGCCUCCACAAUCCCCUGACCUCAACCCAAUUGAGAUGGUUUGGGAUGAGUCGGACCACAGAGUGAAGGAAAAGCAGCCAACAAGUGCUCAGCAUAUGUGGGAACUCCUUCAAGACUGUUGGAAAAGCAAUCCAGGUGAAGCUGGUUGAGAGAAUGCCAAGAGUGUGCAAAGCUGUCAUCAAGGAAAAGGGUUGCUAUUUGAAGAAUCUCAAAUAUAAAAUAUAAUUUGAUUUGUUCAACACUAUUUUGGCUACCACAUGAUUCCAUAUGUGUUAUUUCAUAGUGUUGAUGUCUUCACUAUUAUUCUACAAUGUAGAAAAUAGUAAAAAUCAAGAAAAACCCUGGAAUGAGUAGGUCUCAACUUUUGACUGAUACUGUAUAUCCUUUUUUUAGGAACUGAGUCGGGGUCUCAAUUUACUGUGGCGAGUUUGAAUAGUAGAAUACAAAUUUCGAAAUGUGGUUGUGCAUCAGCAGUUUUUCUCUUGUUAUGUCAGUCACUGACAGUCAUUCAAUUAGCCCGCGUCAACUAACAUUUUAUAGAUGUAAGUCAGUCUAGUGGCCAGCUAUCUAAACUUAGUAACCAUUGAUUUUGUUAGUCAGUCUCACUCAGAUAUCAUAUUGUAAAAUAGCUCAUUUUCCUCUUCGCCCCAUGGCAAAAUGUGUAGAAUUGCACGAUAUUAACUCUAAAAUGUAUUGAUGUAGGCCUGCGAGCAACUGCGGCCACUCAUGAUCAAAGUUUCACAUCCCUGACUGAGAUAAUGUAUUUUCAGUUAGAGAUACCUCACGAAGCAACUGCUCUCUAUCCCUUUCUAUCGCACAUUCUUCUCUCUUCUCUCCCUCUCUGUGUCUGCCCCACACUAACGUAGCAGGCGUAAAAGAAACACACGGAACGGAAAAGUAGGCGCGCAAUGGAUUAUGGUUAUUGUAGUUAAUUAACACGUUUUCUGCGCUAAACUAUGUAGAAUAUUGGCCUGUUGGAAACUACAACUCCCUACUACAUCGCACAGUUCGGGCUUGAUCUGAUUUAUCUCUACAGAAACUGGCACUAUGCGCAUUGAGCUCACAGAAAAAAACAAAUGAAAUGGAAUUCAAAUUAUUUAACUGAUGUCAUCAAUUAGUUGUUUAAAAACUGAAAAAUAACCACAAUUUUGGUUAAUCGCUCAGCACUAACUAGCGGCAACAUUUUUGUGGUGUAAAACAGAACAGAUCUGUGCAAAAAAUACUGUGAACCUCAUUAUAAUCUGGCAGCAUGAUUUGAAUUAGACAUUUUUCUUCAACAAUGGCAUUACAAGGAGGCAAUUUAAACUUUAGAGUUAUGUAAACUGAACAAUGCAUAAAUAGCCACCUCCUUAUACCAUGCGCUGUGUCACUAGGUGUACAAGUCGAGGAAGAUGGGGCGUAUCUUGGCUGUUGACCGGCUGUGUUUGGGUGUGCGUCCUGGGGAGUGUUUCGGCCUCCUGGGGGUGAACGGAGCAGGGAAGACCACCACCUUUAAGAUGCUGACUGGAGACGAGAGCACCACGGGAGGAGAGGCUUUCAUAGGGGGAAAUAGGUAUUUUACAUAUAUACCAGGGAUCUGUACCAAAUUGCACCCCAUUCCCUUUAUAGUGCACUACUUUUGAUGGGCCCUGGUCAAAAGUAGUGCACUAUAUAGGGAACAGGGUGCCAUUUGGGACGCACACCAGAUGGGUCUUUAGGCACAAUGCUAACACAAAUCUCAAUGCUUUAUGCUAGUCUUAGUAAAAGUUGAUAUCAGAUACUGGUAGUGUAGCCUACCUGAGAUUGAUACAGAAGUGGUUAUUGCUAAUGCCAUGUCUCAGUGUGUUAUGCUAGUUUUAGUAACAAAUCUGUAUAUACAUUACGUCAUUUAGCAGACGCUCUUAUCCAGAGUGACUUACAAGUUAGUGAGUGCAUACAUUUUCAUACUGGCCCCCCGUGGGAAACGAACCCACAACCCUGGCAUUGCAAGUGCCAUGCUCUACCAACUGAGCUACAGGGGACUUGAAGGAAUACAGUAUUUGUCAAAUUAACGUCAAAAGUAUAUAUUAUUUGCAUUUUAGUUAACCUAACCCUUUUCCUAAUCUAACCUAAUUCUCCUAACCUGCUGCAUAAAUUCUCCUGACCUGCUACGAAAAGUAAAAUCUGACGUUAAGUAUAUCAUGGCCCGUAUACAUAAUGUGUCUCAGGAGUGCUGAUCUAUAAUCAGUUUUAGCCUUUUAGAUCAUAAUGAAUAAGACUAUAUGGACAGGGAGGACCUGAGCCUUGAUCAGUGCUCCUACUCUUAGACGCUUUAUGAAUACGGGCCCAGGUACUGUUGUUGAUCUGUGUUGUGUUGUCAGUAUCCUGAGGGAGCUGUUGAGAGUGCAGCAGAGCAUUGGUUACUGCCCUCAGUUUGAUGCCUUAUUUGAAGACCUGACAGCCAGAGAGCACCUGGAGCUGUACACACGUCUCCGAGGCAUCCCCUGGAAGGACGAGCAGAGGGUACGGCUACUACACACACACACACACUCUCAGGCUGCACACACACACAAACGUAUGCACACACACACACACACAUUCCACAUUUCGCAUUCACAAUAUUAUAUUACUGUGUGAUUUUUCUGAAUCGGUGUUGUUGAAAAGUUCCUCUAUUACUUGAAUCUUCCCCUCUCAGGUGGUCUCAUGGGCCCUAGAGAAGCUGGAGCUGUCCAAGUAUGCAGACAAGCCGGCUGGCACCUACAGUGGGGGAAACAAGCGCAAGCUGUCUACUGCCAUCGCCCUCAUUGGAUACCCCUCUCUUAUCUUCCUGGUUAGACUCACUCAACCCCAUCACCAUGGGUGUGAAUCAAAAUGGCACCCAGUUCCCUAUAUAGUGCACUACUUUUGACCUGGGCCAAUAAGACUCUGGUCAAAAGUAAAGCACUAUAUCGGUAAUAGGGUGCCAUAGGGCUCUGGCUAAUUUUCCUUUUAUUAUAUUUGUACUUUCUCUUAAUUUCUGUCUUGUCUUUUGUUUGAAAACUUCUAAAAGACUUACAAAAAGACAUAUUCUCCUCUGGAUAAGAUAGGGGACACUCAGCUCUGAUUGUGUCCUGUUCUGUAUGUUUGUCCAGGAUGAACCUACUACAGGGAUGGACCCUAAGGCCCGCAGAUUCCUCUGGAACCUCAUCCUUGACAUCAUCAAGACGGGACGCUCUGUGGUGCUGACAUCACACAGGUGAGACACUCAUUCUCAUCAGACAUGCACUGCACACUGUGUGCUGCUAAUGUAUCUACUAUUGCCUGUAUUAUUGAAGUGUGUGGGUAAGAAGUGUGUUAUCACCUGCUAUCCCCUGCCUUACACUCACACCCACGCUUGUUUUUUCCUCCUGCCACUGAUUCUGAUGAUAGCGGUGACUGUCGCUCUGUCUGCUAAAUGACUCAAAUGUCAACUGUGAAUCUCUGUCUCUGCAGUAUGGAGGAAUGUGAGGCUCUGUGCACCAGACUAGGCAUCAUGGUCAACGGCAGGUUCAAAUGCCUGGGCAGCAUCCAGCACCUCAAGAACAGGUCAGAAGAAGUGCACACUCACUCAGCUAAUGCUGGGUGUGGCCUCACUCUGUUGCUAGGCCAACCAGAAGCUUAAGACAUUAUGGGAUGCCAACUCAUCUGCAAUCACCUUUGAAUCAUCCUUAUUUUUUCUAUUUCCUCCACCCUUCAAAUUGUUGUUUGUUUGGUUACACAUCCUGUUAUGUAAUCUGUGGCCCUGUUUAAAUACUUCAGAAAUGCAUCCUUCCUUCCUUAUUUCCUUGAGAUUAGAUAGAUGUAAGCAAGGUUGCCACCCUAUUACUCUCCCAAUCCAACCAAUUUAGAUCUGUGAUUACUUCAAGGAAGAUAGGAAGGAAGGAUGAAUUUAUAAAUGAAGCAAUCAUGGCCUGUGUGUUAUGUCUACUCUCACCCUGGUUGUGUCCCUUCCUUCCUUAGGUUUGGUGAUGGUUACAUGAUCACAGUGCGGACUAGAACCAGUUCCAGUGUGAAGGAGGUGGUGAGAUUCUUCAACAGGAAUUUCCCUGAGGCUGUACUAAAGGUACACAUUAUAUUUGUCAUUUAGCAGACGCUCUUAUGCUAUUUUUAGUGCUACAUUGAUAUUGAUUACUGCAUUGUUGGGUUUGGAGCUUGCAAGAAAGGCAUUUCACUGAACUUGUACACGUGACAUUAAAACUUGAAACCUAUCCAUAGCGACUUACAGUCAGUGCAUUCAAUUAGGGCUCUGUUCAAUCCACAUCGAGGAAGUUCAGCUUUACAGCGUGAUUUAAAUUUAAAGGCAAUGUUCCUGCUUUAGCAGAGAAUGCAUUCACGAUAAACUGGGCGUAUGUCGUCGGCUCAAUCGGAAAUUACCAUUAAAUUAAAGCUUCAGCUUUACAGAUUGAAUAGAGCCCUAAGUUUAGUUAGAAAGAACAACCACACAUCCCAGUUAUUGCAGGUAGACUUUUCUAUCAGCAGAAUCAGUGGCAGGAAGAAAACACAAUUGUAGGUGUGAGUGCAAGUAAGACAAGUUGUUUGAAUUUAAUUGGAUCCAUCCACAGGAGCGCCACCACACUAAGGUCCAGUUCCAGCUGAAGUCCGAGAGGAUCUCCCUGGCCCAGGUGUUCAGUAAGAUGGAGCAGGUGGUGGAGGUGCUGGGGAUAGAGGACUACUCUGUCAGCCAGACCACACUGGACAACGUGAGUUACUCUCACGCUGUGUAUUAGUAAUUUCCACACUGACGCGGUACAGAUUAGGUGAUUUUAAAUGUUUAUUUAAAAAAUGUCAUAGAGAAUUUGAUUUUAAAUCUGUGCACGCACAGACAUUGAUCAUUGCUCCCUUUCAUUUUUGUUUGUUGACUUGAGGAAGGCCUUGCAUCUGAAACAUCUAUGCUAAAAAGUCUCAAUUAUAUCCCCUUGUCUUUGUUUCUCUGCGUUCUCUCCCUCCCACAGGUGUUUGUGAACUUUGCCAAGAAGCAAAGUGACAACCUGGAGCAGCAGGAGAGUUCCCCCCCUGCUGGAGGCCAGUCGCCACUGCAGCGCCUGCUCAGCCUGCUGAGGCCCCGGCCUGCAAAUACGGAGCUCAGCGCCCUGGUCAGCGAAGAGCCGGGGGAACUGGAGAGUGACGACGAUGAGGGCCUCAUCAGCUUUGAAGAGGAGAGGGUGAGAGGCGGGAAGAGCGAGGAGGAGAAAGAGGAGGAGAGGGUGUGAAGGGAAGAGAGGGUGUGAGGGGAGAGGAGAAGACUGAGAAAGUUAGAUGGGAUGUUGUCUACAUAGACACACUGUGCAGAUCAGACUUAAACUUAAUAAGUAUUAAGUAAGUACUUAACUGUAAGUAAACUUGACUGUAUUUUAUCCUUUACUAAUCACCUGUUGUCUCCAUGGCAGGUGCAGCUCUCCUUUAACACAGAUACUGUCUGUUGAACUGUGGAAACUCAGAGAGGGGGCGUGGCUGGACAGACAAUGUCGGAGGGGGAAACUCGGAGAGGGUGUGGCUAGAUAUAUAAAGUGGGAGGAGGAAACUCAGAGAGGGUGUGUCUAUUAGAAAGAGAGAGGAGGAAAUGUACAUCAGUGGAGGCUGGAGGGAGGAGCUAUAGGAGGAUGGGCUCAUUGUAAUGGCUGGAAUGGAAUAAAUGGAACGGUAUCAAACAUAUGGAAACCACAUGUUUGACUCCGUUCCAUUGAUUUUAUUCCAGCCAUUACAAUGAGCCCAUCCUCCUAUAGCUACUCCCACCAGCCUCCACUGAUUUACAUGUACUAGGAAGAGAAUGUACCUGUUCAUUUUGGAUGGGAAGACAACCGUCUCUCUCUAUCUACCCAAGGGAAAGUAAGAUGCAUUUCAUUUUUUGCCUCAAGCACCUAACAGUGACAGAGACUGAGGAUUGGACUCAGAGAAGGAGAUGCAGUGGGACAGAGAGGAGAAGGACAGAGAAGUGA